Molecule: messenger RNA, 1708 nt
Organism: Diachasma alloeum
Lineage: Eukaryota; Metazoa; Arthropoda; Insecta; Hymenoptera; Braconidae
Exons: 7
Coding region: 675-1550 (291 amino acids)
Source: RefSeq, a predicted model, not a curated record
GAAAAAGUUGAAACUGAAUAAUUUUUUAGCUAGAGAACGACGAUCGUUUCAUCAACUUUUGGCGCUGGGUGACGCAACCGUUUUGCCACGCCACAGGACGCCAUCUUAGUUUUUUGGCGGGGUGCGUUGUUGACACAUGUCCUCUGCGUAUUCUCGAAGUUUUCCGGUAGAGAAUAUAUUAUAAACUAAUGAAUCCAAGUUCAAAGUGAUCAGAAUCAACUCGAUAUUUCUUGACGAGGUUAUUUUCUUGGUUUUGGCAUCAGACGGUGUGGGCGGCACGCAGAUACUGACUUGUUGUUCAUCAAUAAGAGGUUAUUAACGAUCGACAGACAAAGCUUCACACGAUGAGUAAACCAGAUUCUAAGUAUCAUUUUCGCAGUUCGGAGAAGACGCCGAACGGCAAAAAAGUGGUUGAAAUUGUCCCUUCGUCUUGGGUGACAGACAAAAUUGAAGAGAGAGGGAUGUGCUGCUUCCCACCACACACAGAUUAUAACAAAUUGGAGAAAUGGGUGAGGAACGAGAUUUCGCCAAAAACUUCAUGGGAAAAAUUAGAGUGAAGUACACAAAGGCACAGAAGAAGUUUGAGAACUUCAGAUUUAGGAUCAACGGAUUCUGAAACCGAGAACCCAGUUAAACGAGUAGUUCAGCUCUCAAAGAAACGUGCCGCAUCCGAGAUGGGAACUGUUUUUUCGUUGAAUCCUCUAGAAAAUAUUCCGGAAGGAGGAGACGAUGUCUUAUCAGAAUCGUUCCACACUGACAAUCAGCCAGGGGAAACACAAUUGCCUACUGCUCCCCCACCAGUCAGAACACCCAAGUCAUCUGAUGUACCUCAACCAACACAUGAAAACGCUGGUUCGUUGAAAAUGGGAAAGAAAGCCGAGUUGACAGAGCGUCUUGUCAAACUGCGAGAAGAAGCAAGUGAUGAUCCGAUGAAACAAUUUUUUGUUGACUACUUCGACGCUUCGAUGAACUUACUCGUCUACAAGUUUAGAGGCGACUUGGAGAACCAGAGACGAUCGAAUCAAUAUGAUUUGAAGAAGACCAAGAAUGAAUUGAAAGAAUCGUUCAUCAUACGUCCACUCAUCCAGAAAGAGUCGACCACCAAACUGCUCGACAAGCUGGGAACAACUUUGCCCAUGAAGAGUCCAGGAGAUUUUGAAAAAUGGGAAAAAUCUCUAGAUCCGCAGGCCGAAGAAAAUCGAGAGAAACCUGAGGGAGUGACUGACAAAGUGACAGCUCUGAAACAGGACAUGACGAUUGAAACAUCCGGCUCCACAGAUCCAUCAACAGACGUGAAGAUACUUCUUGGUUUAUUAAUUACCAAAACGGUUCAAUUAGAGUACAGUGGCGCUGGUCGCAGAGUACGUGGUGUAGGGAAGAAAAAUUUCAGCGCGACGUUCACAUACAAGUGCAUGAAUGAGUUCCUCAUGGAAAAGUAUGGAAAAUCCACCAAGGAAAUGAAGGUCCUAUCCAUCACCAGCCAGUUUUUGUCAGGAGCUUCUGAUUGUGAAGGUGGACGUGCGGAGCAGGCAACACAGAACAAAGAAUAAUCGUCGCGGUAUUCGGUUCAACCAUUAGCUUUUUCCCCACUAUAUUUAUACGAAAAAAAUCUGAAAGUCAUCAACCUCAAUUCAAAGUCUUCCAAGCUAAUAAUUCAGAGUAUAAUCUAUUGUAUUUUUCCUCGUUAAGUUGAUUGAAACAAGGUACA